UCCCCCACCAUUUUUGAGUAGUCCUCGAAAAAACGGUUCUUCUUGAACUGGUGGGUGGAAAGGGAAUAAGGAAUCGGAUUCAUUUCUCUGCCCAACAAGAGGAGUCACUCUAUCAUAUCAGAUGAGAGACAAAAAGAGGGGCAAAUUAAGAGAGAUAUGCCGAAGGACGAUAUGAUUCGAGCUACCGUCGAAGCAAUACACGCGAGUCCCACUCAAGCUGUUCUCUAUCUCUCUGGCGGAGCUUCUCAGGCCCUUGGAUGGUUGAUUUCUGUUCCUGGUGCUUCAAAUACAGUGCUUGAAGCUGUGGUUCCUUAUUCAAGAAUCUCCAUGGCUCAAUUACUCUCCAAGAUGCCCACAUCUUUUGCUAGUCAGCGAACUGCUGAGGAUAUGGCAUUAUCUGCUUAUAAUCGUGCCCUAAAACUCUCCAGACCAGGUUUCCCAGUUGUUGGUGUGGGAUUCACUGGAUCUUUGGCUAGUUCACGUCCAAAACAUGGAGAUCACAGGGUUUUCCUGUCAACGCGAACAUCCGAUCGACUCUGGGUAUCUAAAGUGACCUUGUCAAAGGGACUCCGAACUCGUGAGCUAGAAGACAAGGUUUCUAGUCAGCUUUUACUUAAGGCACUUGCAGAUGCAUGCAGAGUUUCAUCAUUAUUUGUUUCAGAAUUGAGCGACUCUGAAGUACCUGAUGAUCAUGAGAAGCUUUUCGUUGAGGACCAAGAAUUGCGGCAACUUAUAGACGGGGAAAUAUGCAUGAAAAUUUAUCCAUUUUCAAGUGAAAAAUAUACUCCCAAUUCAGAGAGAAAGAUAAUAUUACCUGGAUCCUUCAAUCCUUUGCACGACGGACACCUCAAACUCUUGGAAGUUGCUAGAAGCAUUUGCGGUGAUGGUUUUCCAUGCUUUGAGAUCUCUGCAAUCAAUGCAGACAAGCCUCCAUUGACAGUGUCUCAAAUCAAAGACCGAGUCAAACAAUUUGAAAAAGUUGGAGAGAUGGUAAUUAUUUCUAAUCAGCCUUACUUUUACAAGAAAGCCGAACUUUUUCCUGGCAGUGCUUUCGUAAUUGGUGCAGACACUGUAGAAAGGCUUGUAAAUGUGAAGUAUUAUGGAGGCGACUAUGAUAAGAUGUUGGAGGUGUUGUUAGGAUGUAAAAUAACUGGUUGUACGUUUCUGGUAGGUGGUCGAAAUGUUGGCGGUGUUUUCAAGGUUCUCAAAGAUUUUGAUAUUCCAGAUGAGUUAAAGGAUAUGUUUAUCUCGAUACCGGAAGAAAAGUUUCGUAUGGACAUCUCAUCAACCGAGAUUAGAAGUAAAAGUGGAAUUUAGUUAUUCAGUGCAAAAAAUAAAAAUCAUGUUUCCAAGUCAAUAUAUUUUGACUAAUGUAGUUCACAGUUCACACAAGCAUCUUAAUCAUGAAAGACCUCAAAUAUUUGUUCUGACACUAUCAAGAGAGAUAUUUGCAUAGUUUGAUUGCAAUAUUGCCAGUAAAGGCAUCCUUCUGCUCAUGUGAUUCUGUAGGUUUUGGUUAAAAUUUUGCACUGCAGAUGGUUUGCACUUUUUCUGCAAUGAUUUACUGUCUUGAAUUACUGUCCA
Molecule: messenger RNA, 1584 nt
Organism: Papaver somniferum (opium poppy)
Lineage: Eukaryota; Viridiplantae; Streptophyta; Magnoliopsida; Ranunculales; Papaveraceae
Exons: 12
Coding region: 157-1317 (386 amino acids)
Cellular component (GO): cytoplasm; nucleus
Molecular function (GO): ATP hydrolysis activity; nicotinamide-nucleotide adenylyltransferase activity
Source: RefSeq, a predicted model, not a curated record